This is a messenger RNA of Epinephelus moara (kelp grouper), 24126 nucleotides long. RefSeq names its product nesprin-2. Bases 124 to 23514 code for a protein of 7796 amino acids. The transcript is spliced from 114 exons. Gene Ontology annotation, molecular function: protein binding. Lineage: Eukaryota; Metazoa; Chordata; Actinopteri; Perciformes; Serranidae. Gene Ontology annotation, cellular component: membrane. The record is from RefSeq and is a predicted model, not a curated record.
AAGGACACGGCUGAGGACAUUUUUUGGGACAUGGUACACACUCUGAAUGCAGCAUGCUGUAGCUGUCUUCAGUGACAACAGUCCUGCUGCAGGUUGACUACGUGCUGUGUGACUGGAGGCUACAUGGCUUCAGGUGGAGCAGAGGAGGCUGAUGGAGGGAUUCCAUUGGACAUUGACAACGUGCACAUGCUCCUCCAAGUGGAGCAUGAGCAGAUUCAGAAAAGGACCUUCACCAACUGGAUAAAUGCUCAACUCGCUAAGAGAUGCCCUCCCUCGUUUAUGGCGGACCUCUUCUCUGACAUCAGAGAUGGGUCACAGCUGCUUGACCUGCUGGAGGUGAUGAGUGGUCAACCUAUGAAAAGACAAAGGGGCCGAGGGGUUUUCCAGCACAGGGCCAACAUUGAGACAGCACUGAACUUUCUCAAGAAAAAAUCUAUCAAACUGGUGAACAUAAACAUCCCAGAUAUCAUAGAUGGACGGCCCUCCAUCAUCCUUGGACUUGUGUGGACCAUCAUCCUCCACUGUCAUAUCGAGGAGCUGGCCAGCACUCUCGCCUACAACUCUUGUCAUUCCUCCCUCGACUCUCUGGCCAGCCUGGACUCCUUUCCUGGCAGACCCAUCCCAGCUAGUCCAGUCCCUGCAGGCCGGACGUCACCUCUCCACAAACGCUUUCGAGUAUCCGCCAAGAAUGCCCUGCUCAUGUGGGUCAGGGACCAAUGCAAAAAAGUUGGUUGCUCCGUCAGUGUGAAGAACUUCAAGUCGAGCUGGAGAAGUGGAGAGGCCUUCUUGGCCAUCCUGUGUUCUCUCAGACCACAGCUGGCUGAUCUCUCACUGGUUCAGUCCAGAAGCAACGAGGAGAACCUGGAAGAGGCGUUUCACCUGGCCGAGAGGGAGCUCCACAUCCCCCGCCUGCUGGAGCCCCAGGAUGUUGAUGUUGAAGACCCUGAUGAGAAGUCCAUCAUGACUUACGUGGCCCAGUUUCUACAGUACUCCAAUGACAUGCCGGCACCUGAUGACCACCUGCAGGUUUCUCUAAGUGAGCGAGCACUUGAGGUGACUUGCUGGCUGCAGCAAGCCUACGAGGAACUACCAGAGGCAUGGACGGCUACAGAAAAAUCCAACUUUGCAGAAAAAUAUCAUGUGUUUCAGAACGUUGCUGGUUCCUUCACUGAGCAAAGGAGACCAGUGAUGACCCUCCUUGCAGCCAUAAGACGCUGCCCUGAGCUGAGCCAAGAGCAGUGUGCUCUCAGAACAGCGUGGGAUCGUCUGGAAGAGAAGCUGCAGAGAUGUAAAGCAGACCUGGACUCCAGCCUUCCUCCUCCUCUGAACUCAGUAGUCACGUGGCUGCAGCGUGCAGAGGCAGCGCUGACAGAAGAUGGAGGAAGAAUGGGAGAUCAUGCAGAAGCUGCUAAAGAAGCAAGAGCUCAACAAGACGUGCAAAAGACAUUAAUGAGGGAGAUGAGCCACCACGUCAAAAUCCUUGAUACCUUUCUCAACAUGGAUGACUCAGGGAACGAAGUAGUGCCCCCUGAAAAGUUUGAUGAAAUAAAAAGACGUUUAACCAAUAUCCGAGUCACUGCCAAGUAUCAAGGGAUCAAGUUGGAAUACCGGGAAUGCCGUCACACUGUGCUGGAUCUCCUGGGCCGCAUCAGUGCUAAGCUUCAGACCUGGAAAGCUCCCUACAGUUCCCAGGAUACAGUACUUCUGCUUCUGCAGGACUGGCAUGAAACAGUGGAUCGCCAAAGCUUGCUGUUAAUCCUGAUGGAUGCUCUCCAAAACCUCAAGGAGAAGGCGAAUGCUUACAACAGCAAGGCAGCACUAGGUAACGACUCCCAGCUUGUUACUCGUCAGGUGAAGGAAGCAGAAAGUGAAGCUGAGUUGGCCACACAGGUUGUGACGGCAGUGAGAGGGACGAUGGAGAGAGUGGUGUCUGCGUGGGAGACUUACGACAAGUGCCUCACUGCUCUACAGACAUGGCUGGCACAGGAGAUACAGUCGAGCACCCAGCCUCCUGCUGCGGGGACGAAGGACAUGAGCGAGUGGACAUCAUGUCAAGCUAAGUUAAACGAGGCGGGGAACUUCCUCAUUGAAAUGACGGAGCCUUCAACCAGCCUGGCUCUGGCUGAGCACCUCAGCAAGGUCAACAUGCAGUGGGCUGAGUGCAUGAAGAGGACAGUGUUUGGGGUGUCAUCGGAGCCCAGUGUCAGCCCCAUGUGUCUUCAGAUGGUGCAUUCACUGACCCAGGAGGCCAGCUGGCUACUGAGGCAGCCGCUGGAGGUGGCCUCAGUCCCACUGAAGGCUAACAGACAGAAACUACAGCUCCUGAGCAAAAAGAUGGCAGAGGUGGACUUUUCAUCCAUCAGUCCAUCCCCAGACUCUCAAACAAUACACAUAGAGAACCUCCAGCAAACUCUCCCACAGAUGGUUGCUGAAGCAGAGAGGACCUGUGGAGAGCUGCAGCAGGCUGCAUCCAGGCUAGAGGGCCGUCUAGCUGAGCUGGACCGCUGGAGCGCAGACGCCCUGGACUGUUACCAGCACCUAAAGGAGGAAAAGCACAGAGGACUGGAACCUACAACCAAAGUGCUGAUAUCUCGAGGCAUGCAGCUGGAGAACCAGGUUGUAACUGAGAGACAGGAUCUGCUGGACCUUGUGGCACAAGUACGGAAAACCUCUCCUCUGCAGCACCUCUGUACGUCCGGCAUACAGGACAGGAUCUCAGAGACAGUCUCCCACUGCCAGGAGAUUCUUGGAAUGUUUAGCACCCUCGGAUUUCGGCAGCACGUUGAAACAGCUCAUCAGACACAGAGACAGCUCGAGGCAGGGUUACUUGUUGUGGUCAGAACCAAACAUGUAGACCAGGUUGGGAAUGUGAUGCUGCAAGCCCAGGACCCAAAUCAGGCUUCACAUCAGAUGCUUCAGCAAGACGCAAGAGCUCCCCAGGAUUGGCCUAAAAACCAGCAUGUGACCACACAGGGUGAAGCAACCAUUGUUAAAAUUGUUAAACCACGUGUCGGAUUCCAAAGGCUGCCUCCGCCGUCGAGGGAACCUUUACCUCGUAUUCAAUCUCCUCUUGCUCAAACUGUAAAAGCAGCUGAAUCUGAGCCCAUGAUGCAGCCUCCGCCAUUUUCCAAAUCUAACGCUCAAGCUCCACGUCCGAGUCAAAAUGAUCUACUUCAAACACCCCCAUCACAAACUCGGAACUCCAGAAUAAAAGGGCAGCCAAACACUCAGAGUGAUAAAACACCUCCACAGCCGCCGGUUAUGGUCCGCAGUGAGGUUCAUUCAAAAGCCCAGUCCAUGGCGAGGAGCAGACUGGAGAAGGCCAGGUUUCGUCUGCAAGGACACAUCCAGCAAGCCAUCAAGUUAUUUGGUGGCAAAGAGAUUUCGGCAUCACAAGCUAAGAGGAAACAGAGGGCUUUAAAGAUUCUGCAGCCUGCCAUCCUCGAGGAGUUCCUUGGAGCUGUGGAGGGUUUUGGGGCCUUUUGCACCGGGCCCCAACUCCAGGACUUGAUGCUUCUGUCUGACUCAGUCAGAAAGCAGUGGGAGGAUGUACUCAGAGAAAUGGCCGCCUUUGUUCCCAUCUUAUGGUCUAACAUCAGAGAGGGAAAGCGGCCAUUUUCUGUUGUGCAACGUGAAACCCAAACUAACGCUCUGCACUAUGCCACUGACCAGACUGACCAUGACUUUUUGCUGCAGCAGCAGGUCAUUGAAGACGGAGCUGCGUCUGUUGACGUCGAAUCACUCCAAGAACUGUGUGAAACACUAACACCGAGACAGUCCUCCUGCCUGGCAACGGACCAACUGAGGGAGUCAGAUGAAGCGCAGGAAACACAACCCAGUGACACAGUGCUCCCAUCUGACUGCAGGGGACAGCAGCUCCGGGGAAACACCCCGCUGAGAGCGACUGGCGUGUCGGCCGACACACAGCGCAGCAACAGUCUCCCACAGAAACAAAGCGUGGACAGCCAACAACAAGACUUGUCACCUGUGUGUGUUGCUGAGUCAGUGCUGCCUCGUGCUGAUACCCUCCAACUGCGAGCUCAGGAUGUCCCAACACAGAGUGAGGAUGUCCCGACGCAACGUAGAGGCCAGGGGUCAGAGAGCAAACUAAAGCCAUCACUUCGAUCCAAAGAGCAGCCGCUGAAAGCUCGUCUGCUGAACAUCACAGAGGACAACCAGCAAACCCAAGCUCAUGUACAGGCGGUUGUCAGGGGCGACACUGUGGAGACCAAGCAGGAGGCAGAGUGGACCGUCAUCUCAGAGACAGCCGCCCUACAGCAGGAAGAGCACUCCUCCAGGCAGGAAGCACAGGAAAGGUACAGAAAGUCCCGCUCAGCAUUUCAGUCUCAACUCCAGAGGAACAAGCAACAUUUGGAGGAGUUUAUCUUGGACUCUGUCACCAUCUCCACCCUGCAGAAUCAAAGGAAGCAACUACAGACUUUAAAGCAGGUGACGCAGACACUAGCGUUUGAGUUUGAGCUCCAGUAUGCCCAGAUAUCCCGGUGCUCCCGUCUGAUGAACAGGGAAGAUGUUGGUGAAGUGGCGAGAGACUGGGAGCGGCUGAGUCAGCAGUGGAGAGGCCAACUAAUGUGCCUACAGAGCAGGAUGACAUGUCUAGAGAAUACUGCUGAGCUGAUGGAGUCUGCAGACGAUCAGAUGGCGCUGAUCAAAGGAAAACUGGACCGAAUCAUCAGAGAGCCUGUGGACAUCUCCUCCCUCACCCUGGCUGACUCCAGAAUGAAAUCUGAUUUAAAGGAGAUAGAUGUCAGACUGCAGUCUGAGGCGAGAAAGCUAUCAGAGCGAGGAGCUGAAGUGAAAAGACAAGAGCUGGAAGCCAAGUUCCCUUCAUCGCUCUGCCAGGCUCUCUGCAACACUGUCCAUCAUCUGGAGCAGCUCAGACAGCAGCUGGAGAAGGUUCAGUCUGCUGCACAGGCUCUGGAUCACUUCUUGGCCACAGUGCGGGAAGUCAAGGCCGAGAUCCCAACCCUGCUGGCAAAGCAGGACCCCGGCAGACAGCGAAAUCUGACAGACUGGGAGCAGGAGAGACACUGUUGGCAGGCAGCGAUGCAGCAGAGGUUGCAGACCGCUACGGAACAAUCUGACUGCGUUGACAGCACUUUAAAGGCAGUGGGGAUGACUCUGACCAUGGAUGGUGCAGCAGUGACGUGCCAGGAUGUGGUGACGUCAUUGUCCCAGCAAGCUGUGGAUGUGGAGAAAGAGAUGGUGAGAGCCAAGAGGAGGGAGAGGAAAAGCGAUGAUUCACCACAUGAGGGGGAAGAACAGGAGCAGGACCAUCCCACUCUGAGUAGAAUGGAAGAGGAGUCGGGGUUGGGGGCCAAGAAGAGUAGGCUGGAAGAACAUGAUGAGACAAAUACGCAAGGGGAGGGAGACCACAAAGCUCAAACAUGGGCGUCUGAAGGGGACAUCUUAAAGGCCAAGGACCAGAGAAGAAGAAUAAGCAGCCAGGUUAAGAAAGAGGGAGAAGAGAAGGAGAGUUUGCUCCAGAGGAGAGUUGCCUUGUUGGGCACUCUGAGGGAGAUAAGGAGAGCAGCUGAGCAGCUGAGGUUACAGGAGCCCACCCUGCCUGCUCUGCAACACAGGACUCGAGCAUUGACAGAGCUGGAAAGUCGUCUUGCUGCCCACCUCGCUGAGCUGCAGCACAUGCAAGAUGCAGCUUUACAAUCAGGAAUCCCUGAUGGGAGUCAAACCAGAGAGGGGGAGGAUGUCUGGAAAGAGGCCAAAAAAGCUGUAUCUGAACGGCUGGAGCAGUGUUGCACCCUAACAGAGCUGCUGAAGAAGUUUCAGAGCAUUCGUGGUGAGCUAAGUGGGACGCUGCAGAGGGCAGAGAGCACCAUCAGUGAACAGGCAUCCUACCUGGGAAAAGACAACCUGCAGAGACUGCACACUAAGGUGCAGGACACAAAAGCAGAGCUGAACAGCCUCGGGGACGGCAUAGAGGAGAUCCGCAAUAUCUGCAGGCAGCUUCACACUCAUCUACGUAAGAUCCCAGAGUGCACCAUCAUCCCAUUUGAGGACGAAGCGGAUGCUCUCAUGGACCGCUGGCUGGAUGUAUCAGAAAGAACAGAUUCCCGCCUUGAAAACCUGCACGUUGGCCUGACUCUGUGGGAUGGGGUCCUCGAGCUGGGAGCAGAUGUAGAGAGCUGGACCACCAAUAAAGUAGCAGUAUUUGCUCAGUCUCCAUCCUUUGAGACAGAGGACAACAUCAGGACCAUGCAGAAUGAAAUUGCAGCCCAAGAGGAGAAAAUGGAGCGUUUCCACAGAAGAGCAGCUGAGGUUCAGGCGUUGCUUCAAAGCACAGAGCCCCCUCUGGAGCUGCAGGUUGUGGAGACCCAGAUGAGGAAGAAGAUAGAGCAGCUGAAGGAGCUUGUUUCUGAAGCUGAGGAUGUUUACAGGCAGAUGGUGGCUGCAAAGGAACAAAUCACUGCCAGGAUGAGUGAAUGCUUCAACUCCCUCCAGAGGAUUCAAGACUCCCUUCUCACUCUCAGUGGUCUGGAUGUUGCAACAGUGCUUGCAAAGCUUAAGAAUCUAUUGUUUGAGCUCCAGACGCAGGAUGAGCAGGCAGAGAGUCUGCUGGAGGAUCUUCAGGUUAUGGCCUCCAUAGCGAGUUCAGUCAGCCUGCAGAGUCUGUCUGCAGAUGCCAUUCAGCUGCAGGAUAAAGUCAGAAACACCCACCAGCUCUUCUCUGAGGUGGACGAACAGACUGAGAGGAACAUCCAGGCUCACGACAGGCUGCAAAGGGAGGGUGAACAUUUGAAACAAUUGUUGCAAAGCGUUGAGGAAAGAGCAGCGAAGGAGGAGGACGUUAGUCUCCUGCAAGAGGAAGCACUUCAACAAAGGGCGAGGACAGAGGCCCUCCAUCAGCUUGUGUCUUCCUUACGGAGGAGCACACUUCGGCAGUGUGCUGUGGUGGAAGAGAGCAGCAAACUGCUGCAACGAUACCACAACUUUCAAACCAGCAGAUUGCAUGGCUGUACAGAGAAGCAGAGCUCUCUGAGCAGGGAGUCCCCUCAAUCCUGGGUUGGAGAUCUGAGACGAGCUGAUGACUCUCUCAGUAUGCAGAGUGGUGUGGAGCAGAAACUUCACCAUGCUCAAGCUGCGGUGAGUGCGACAACAGAGAAGGAGGCUCGCCUCGAAGAGCUCAGGGUUACUGGAGACUGUCUUAGCCACAAAAUGUGUGAUGAAGACAACAUAAAACUGGACAUUCAGGACACCACUGAGGAAGCAGAGGAGCAGGGGAAGGACUUUCUCCCCUCAGCUCAGCCUUGUCACAGUGCUCUACAACCUGAUCCAGACCUCACCUCCUCCUACCUGGACCGAAAACAGCAGGCCUGCCGCAAAGUGGAGGAGCUGCAGCGCAGAACUGCUCAGCUCCCCACUUUAUUCCCCUGGCCCGGUUCAUCUGAGCGCAGACAAACCUGCCUUGUAGCCCAUCAGCUGCAGGAUGAGGCUGAAUCCCUGCAAUUAACUCUUACCAGCCUGGCUGAGCAGAGGACAGAGCUGGCUGAACAAACCGACAAUGCCGGCGAUCCCUCCUCGGCUGAGGUGGACACCUGCUUGUCAUCACUGAUGGAGGAGGUGAAGGGUGUGUGUUCCCGCCUCGAGGAAGGUGUGUGUAAUGAGGGGCGUUUUGGCCAGUCACUGCAGGACUGCCGCCAUAAAUUGACAUCCCUUCAGGAAAGGAUGUCAGCCUGUCAAGCCCAGGAAGAAAGCUCAGCUGGACUGAUCACUGAUGUACCCGCUCUGGAGGCUUUGCUACAAGAAGUAACCGACAUAGAAAAAGAUCUUUUACAAAUAGUAACGCUCAAGGACUCCAUCACAGCUAGUCUAACAGCGGAGGCCCAGGCCAGCCUCUCCCAGCAAGUCAGCAACCUCCAAAUCCACAAGAGGGCACUAGACAGCAGCAUCAGAGAACAUCUGGCCCUGCUCACAGAAAACAGGAACCAGAGAGUCCAGCAAGUGAAGGAAGAGAUCUCCUGUGUGCAAACAACUCUGAAAGAUCUGGCUGAAAAUCUGAGUGGGAACUGUGAAGUUUCGCCUGAUACCAACCAGCUUAAACAGCAGUGGUACACAUUACAGGACUGUGAUACCAGGCUGACAGAGCUGGCUGCAAGAGUUAAUGACCUGAAGAAGACUGGAGAGUUGGGCAUCUCUCAAGAGCCGCUGCAUGCUGAAGUCACUUCGACUGUUGAGGCUGUUGCUAAAGACCUUAACAGCAUCACGUCCGCUCUUCUACAAAAGAAGCAGGAGUGUGCUGAAAACACUGCUAACAGGGUGAGACAGCUAAUCAGCCAGCUACAGAAGUGGAGUCAAACAGUACGAGCUGAACCAUCAUCACACAGCCAGGCGGCUUUGAAUGAGGGUUUGAGACUUCAACAAGAUCUUCGUGAACUGCUGUCAGAACAAGAUAUUCUUCUAUACCGUCUGGGGAAAAAAGCGACAAAGAAACUGCAGAAAAGGGCCUCAGCUGCUCUCAAUGAAAGCACGCCUGCACUUGAAACCUUAUCCAAAUUCCUGGUUGCACAGGGCAGUCAAGGUCAUUGUGAAGUGAAGUUGGACAAAGAUUUGCCAGGCAGAGUUGUUGAAGAAACUUGUAGCAGCGAAAGUGAUGCACCGUACUUGGCUUCUGCUAAUGAAACUACAGCCAUGUGUCCUCCUGCUUCUCCAUCAGCAAUAAACAACAAAGAAAACUCUUCAAGUGAUCAGAAUGACAACAAACUUGAAACUAAAGGCCCACUGGAAACAGACAAAGAAGAUGUCCCUAAGCAGUUCUCAUCUGCAGCGGAUGUUUUCAAAUCACAACAUUUAACAUCAACUCCACCAACAUUCAACUUAAAGACCUAUUCUUCUUGGGAAGAGAAAUCUGAACCAUUGCAGGAGGACACUACCUCAACCCAGGACUCUAAGUCAACUAUAUACAAAGACAACACCAAAGAAAUCACUUCAGCACACUGUGUCACACCCCUGGUUGGAUCCCCAGGGACAAAGCCAGACAGCAUCCCUCUUUCUAACCCUGAAAGUGUGUCUGAGCAUUUAGCAGCACAAUCAGAGACGUUUAAGGCAGUCACAGAUGCUCAUGAAGAACACUGUGAGGACAUCGGUGUGACCCCAAAGAAGGUGUAUACAAUAAUGUUAGACAUAGAGCCACAGGACACGCAGAAAAUUGAAAGUGUUGGUCCAGAUGCACCCAGAUGUUCUCAGGAAGCAGAGCUUUGUGAUACAACACUCACAGAAGUUUCAACUAUUCCUGAGAAAAAUUCUGGACUCUUAAACAGUCCUGAAUCAGACUUUCAAAGCCUUCAUCUAGCCGCAGAUACAGAUAUAUCGAAGGCACUUGCCGAUGCCCCAGAAACUGAGAAGUACUGUGAGGAUAUCAGUGAGAGCUCAGAUAAAGUGUAUACAAUAGUGUUGGACAUAGAACCACAGGACACGCAGAAAAAUGAAAGUGUUGGUCCAGAUGCACUCAGAUGUUCUCAGGAAGCAGAGCUUUGUGAUACAAUGCUCACAGAAGUUUCAACUAUUCCUGAGAAAAAAUCUGGACUCUUAACCAGUCCUGAAUCAGACUUGGAGAGCCUUCAUCUAGCCGCACAAACAGAUACACUGAAGGCACUCACUGAUGCCCCAGAAAAGGAGAAAUACUGCGAGGAUGUCAGUGAGAGUUCAGAUAAAGUGUAUACAACAGUGUUGGACAUAGAGCCACAGGACAUGCAGAAAAACAAAAGUGUCGGUCCAGAUGCACUCAGAUGUUCUCAGGCAGCAGAGCUCUGUGAUACAACGCUCACAGAAGAUUCAACUAUUCCUGAGGAAAAAUCUGGACUCUUGAACAGUCCUGAAUUAGAUUUUACAAGCCUUCAUCUAGCAGCACAAACAGAUACAUCGACAACACUCACUGAUGCCCCAGAAAAGGAGAAAUACUGUGAGGAUAUCAGUGAGAGCUCAGAUAAAGUGUAUACAAUAGUGUUGGACAUAGAGCUGCCUGAUUUCAAGCCACAGGACAGUGUUGGAGCCAGCAGACCAGAUGUUCUCAGCUGUUCACAGGGGGCAGAGCUUUGUGAUGCAAAGCUCACAGAAGUUUCAAGUAUUCCUGAGACGGAAUCUGGACUUCUUACAACAUUGGCGAGUCCCGAAUCAGAUAAAACAGGCACGGAAAAUCAUUCUUUAAAGAGCUAUGCAUUAAAUGAGUCUCAAGUGACAGACUCGCUGCCAGAAAACCCCUCAGCAUUAGUAAGUACAGAGCUGGACGAGGUAAAAUCCACAAGUGCCGAAUUAUCAUGCAAGGAAAAGUCAGAAACCCCUAAAUUGAUGCACAGUGAGGUGUUUAAUUCCUCCAACUCAUGUGGCACUGUUGCUGAAUGUCAGCUCACCGGUACACACACAGCAGAAACAACAUCUCCGGAUGUCAAACAAGAGGAGACGACAGAUUUCUGUCACGCUGCAGAGCAAACAAUGAGCUCAGUGUUUUGCACUGCGGAGGGAGAUGCCAUAACCGCAACACAAAUACCUGCUGGUGCCAAUAAACAAAUGAAUGUUGCUGACACUGCACAGAGCAAAGGUACAGGACAGCUGGAGGUGGCAGAUGGAGAAAAACCAGAAGAAGCAAGUGACCCUGAACACCCAGAGUCCAAACUUUUAAAAGGGCCAAAAAGACGAGAAAAAGCUACGCCGCUGUUUGAAGAAAGUGAAUGGAAGGUAGCUGCAUCGCUGGAGGACACUAAGGUGACACAGAAACAGCGUCAGAGCCAAGAAAGCAUGGAGCCUGAGAGGACAGCGCCGGGUUUGGAAGCUGAUCUGCAGGCUUGGGAGGCGACAGGUGGAUCAACAGAGUCCUACAAACAAGAGUACACCAUGCAGGAUGUUUUGUCUGAGAUCCAGAGCUUGGUGGAAAGAAGUAACAUAAUAAAUCGGACACCACACAUUGAUUUAAACUGGUACCUGAAGUCUUCUCCUGGGGAACCAGAGAUUCGCUUGGUACGAACUGUCCAAAAAGUUCUGGCAUGUCGCUACCAACCAGCACGACUCGAUGUCACUGCAAUGGCCAAACAACUGCAGGAGGCAGAGGACUACAGGCGCUGUGUGCAGGAGCAAGUGGCUACUAUCAAAAGCAUGAGUGGUGCCAGGAUUUGUGACCCAGUGGCCUUGAGAAGAGUUGAAGGACAGUGUUGUGCUGCACUACUGGAUGCCUCUGCCACAGUGCAGGUCAAAGCAGCACAGCUUGAUCAGGUCAAACAGUAUCACAGACAGAUGAAGAUCACCAGAGCUUUCAUGGAGGUUGUAGCUGCUGAGAAAAACAAAAUGAGCUUAAAUUCUUUAGGAAGCAGUGCUCUUCAGGCUGACAAACUCCACGCCCUGCUGCAAACCAUGGUACAGAAAAAAGACAUGAUAGAUGGGCUCCUCCAGUUAGGUAGCCAGUUGUCGGUCCACUUGAGCAACGCUGAGAGUUCAGGUGCUCUUCUUGCCCAGCUUGGAGAUGUCCAGGAGGAAUGGAGACUUUUAGAAGGAAGUAUCAAACGAGCUCUGCAGCACGCCUCAAGGUCCACCUCUCAAUCCUCUCUCUUAAUAAAAGAGGCCGAACUGCUUAAAGCCAAGCUUGAAGCUCUCCAGAAAUCCGACUUUCAAAGCCACGAUGGCAAAAGUGCUUUAGAAUAUGUUUGUCUGACCACAGACCUCAAGCUGUACAACCAGCUUUAUCUGCACUUACAGUCCCAGUCAGAUGCUCUUGUGCAUUUCUCUCUUGGUCAGAAAGAGAAGGACGAGAUCAGACGUAAUCUUAAGGAACUGGGGUCCUUGCUGAAUGUCACCAAGGGCAAGCUUGACACUUCCACAUUCAGCUGUGGCAGCAUUUCUUCUGCUAAGAUCAACAAGCAACUACAAGACCUGAUUAUAUGGGCCAAGCAGGCAGAAAACCACAUCUCUAUUGGGAAAAAGUUAGCUCUUUUCCCAGAGGAGGCUCGUUUUCAGAUUACUGAGAUGAAGAAAUUCCAAAAUGAUAUCUGGUUUAGAAGAUCCAAGAUGCAAGAAGAAGUUGAGCAUAUGAAAGAUGUAGUCUCUGAUAUGGAAAAGGAGGAAAGUGACCAUGUGUUGAAGACAAUAGAAGACCUGUAUGAGGCCAUUGCUGACAGCUUGGAUCAUGUUCUUGAUACCAUGAAGAAAAAUCUGCAGGAGAGGGAGAAACUUUUAUGCCAGCUUGCUAGCAUGGAUGCCUGGCUAGCAGAAACACAUGCUGAAAGAGAUCCCUGCACCCAUGUUGACAAUGUCUCAAAAGCUAACAUCAAAAAGCUGAAGAGCGAGCUGAAAAGUCACAAAUCAGCCACAGUAGAGAUCGAAAGCCAACUGAAACAGGUGGAAGCAAUGGGAGAAAUUUGCAAGGAAAUAGCUGUAGGGUUGAGUCCAGGAGAGAGCCGCUACCUUGUCAACAGACUGUCAGGCCUUUGGACAGAAUUAGAUGGAUUGUUAGCUCAUGAGAAAGCAGCCAGCUGGGAAUUGGAGGAGCUGAUUCAUGAGCGAACCACUUCAGAUGAGGAGUUAGCCACCAUCCAGGGUAACUUAAAGCAAAUCUCCAGCGAUGUGGAACAGCAAAGUUUCCCUUUAACACAGGAAACCCUUUCAACAAUUGCACAUUUGAAGCACAUGCUAAUGGAGCAUCAAUGUCAAGCACAAGAGCUUGAGCACUGCCAGGAGGCCAAGCGAAGCUCCCUGCUGAGCGCCAUUGGGGAACUGCAAGACCAGUGCAAAGCUCUGAGUAUUAAUGCUACUGAGCAAGACAAAUAUCUGCACCUGAGGAGACAAAUGGAGGAAUCUAGAGACAUUGCAAAAGAGCAAAUUCAGCAUGCCAAAGAUGAAACAAUCAGUGUGGUGGAGAGGUUCAGACUGUGCCAAACACUCCUGGUUGAACUUCCCCUGGUAAAGACACAGUGUCAAGAAGCAGCGGACCAACUGGAGGCUGUAGCUCAGGAGUUGUACCCAUCUGAGCUAAAUUCAGAGAGGCAGAAGAUCCACCGCACCGUGGAAACUUUAGUCUCCUGGGAGUUCUCUGUCACAGAUGAUAUCAAAAAGCUAGAGGCCAAGCUUCUGCGAGAUCUGCAGUUUUCCUCCGAGCUUCCCAACUUAAAAGAGUUUUUCCUAACAACAAGAGCAGAGCUGGCGGAAGCCGAACCAGUAAAUCCAGAUGAAAGAGCCAUUGAUACUGCACUUAGAAGAAAUUGGGUUAUUUGGAGAAAUAUGGAGUCUGGGAUGAGGGUGUUGGAAGGUCUGGCACGGAAAGAAAAGGUUAACCUGAAGAACUACAAGGACCUGUACUCUCUUAGGGAUGCAACCAUGCAAGAGUGCCAUUUACGAAUGGAGAGUUUAUGCCAGGCGAGAGAAUCUCUGAAAGACUACCAGUGGGCUGCUCAGGGAGCAAUAGGCUUCCUUCAUAAUGCUGAAGCCACCUUCUUAUCAGCUACCGGAGGGUUUUUGGACUGUACUGAGGAGAAAAGACAGACCCAGCAGGCUCUAGAAGCCCUUGAAGAUGGAUUUCAAGCUCAUAUAAGCCACCUUGCAGACCUGGUGCCCCAACAACCCUGCCUCUCCAGCCCAAAGACUGAGCAGCUUCACAUCAGCAUCCUCAGUCAGUUGUUGGUGGGAAGAGCCAUACUCGAGGCCCAAGCCCAGCUCAGGCUGGAGUCCUUGCAGAGGUGUGAAAUAAGUGGGCCAAGCCACAGGAAGUGCCAUGAAGACAUACGUCAGCGUCUUUCAGGGCUUGAAGCCAAGCUUUCAGACUGUGCCGCAGUACAAGUGACAUCAUAUGACAAAUGUGUCGCCCAACAAAAAAGAGCCAAACUUCUGAUGGAAGAUCUUCGCUGCCUCGCAGUUAAGAUAGAAGAACUAAGGGCUGGAUGUCCGAUGCAGGGCUGUGGGGUUGGAAAGGGCGGCGAGCUGGGCGCCCUCUGGAGGCGCUGGGUAUCAUUACGCCGUGGUGUCGGCCUACUGAUGGCACAUACAGAACAGAGAGGAGAGGAAUGGAAGGACAUCACUACAAGUAUGGAGCAGUGCUGCAGCUUGUUGGCCAGUCUUCAAGCCGAGGUUCCCGACUCCUCCGCUGUGAGCUUCACUCAAGAGGAGCCCCUGGAGCUUCUGGCUCAGGCUGAGAUACACCAGGUGGGGCUGGAGCAGGAGCAGCAGGCCUUAGCCUCCCUGGAGCAUCGACUGGAGCACGCCCUGAGCUUAUCCAGCUCCCAGGAGCCCAUCAGCCCCGGACCUGUGGGCAAAACACUAGUGAAGAUCCAAGAGAAUGUCAGGAGCUUAAAAGAAAGAAACCUGCUGGUGGUAGCUGCGGCUCAGGCAGAGGAGAAAGAGAGACAGCAGGUCCAAGAGGAGAUAGAAGAGCUGGAGCGACACAUGUUUGACCUUCUUCCUGCGCUGGAAGCCUGCUCAAAUCCAAUAAAACAACAGGAGCUCAGGAAGGAUCUGUCCUCCCAGAAAGCCAAACUAAAGCGCAUCGUGGACAGUGUUGAGAGCCGGUAUACUGAGAUACCAGCUGAUAUCAGCAGAAGGUUACAAGAAGUUGAACUGUCUCUACAAACAGAAGAGGAGAAGCUCAUGGAGAAGAGCGACCCGGUUCGGAAGUUGGCUCGUCAAGUGGCAGAGUUGGGCUCUGGCCUGGAGAAAGUGAAGGAGUUACUGGAGCAAAAGGGUGCAACAGUCAAUGAUGCUCAAAAUGCACUCAAGCGCGCGUGGGAUGAGCUGGAUGCGUGGCACAGCCGCUUGAUGCUCCUUGAGAGCGAGGUGCAGGAUCUUGCAGAGGAGCAUCCGGACCAAGCCCACCAACUCAUGGACCAACUCACCCACCCACUGCAGCUCUACCAAAACGCAGCGCAAAUGACAGAGCAGCGCACCGCCUUCCUCAGCAAGAUCCCUGAAUGUCUUCAGGAGUUUGAAGACAUUCUGUAUGGCGCCACCUGCUGGUUAGACGAAGCCCAGUCAUGGCUCAGUGCUCCCUGCUGCUUCACAACAGCCAGAGGCCUCCAGAAUCAUGCAAACUCCCUUCAGCUGGUCCUGGACGACUCCGAGAGGAUCAGACACGCGCUUGAAGACUUCAGGCCUGUCCUGGAUGAGAUUUCUGACGUGUGUGACAUCAGCACCCACAAGGAGAGGGUGGACCAGAAUGACCAACAAGUAGACAAAAUGCAACACCAGAUCCUAGAGCCACUCGAGCAGCUCCUGCAGGCUGUUUCGGUGGUGGAGGCAAUGGAGGCAGAGCUGAAGACUAUGGAGAAGAACGUCCCGAAGAUCAGAGCGAUUUUAUCCUCUGUGGACGACUCCAACAUAUCUGUGUCGGAGCAUCUUCACAACCGACAGGUGAUCCUGGCCAACGUGCAGUCAAUGCGGAGGACACUGGAGGAGGUGGAGAGAUGCAAAGGAGAGCUUCACCUCCCAAAGGGAGCAGAUGAGAGCCUGCUGGUCUUCUCCAGGGCCAGACUGCUCCUGCAGCCGCUUGAGGAGCUGGAACAACUCACCCAGCAACAAGCCACGCUGCUGGAGAACAAGAUUAGGGAGGAGGAACAAACCAGGGAGGAUCUUGGUAUCACUGCACUCUGUGAUAUUCCUGAGGAAGCACAGCAGCACGACAGAUCUGCGCUAAGACACUUAGUCCAGGAGGCUAUUGAGGUGACUAUUUCAGAGGAAGAGGAGGAUGAGGAAAACGAGAGUUGUCACUCGUCGUCCUCUGACACACUAACAUGCAGUAUUCCAGAGGACCUGGAGGAGACACUAAACACUUCAGAUGUGCAAAGUGAAGAUUUAACAGAAAUUAAGCCACUGUCAGAUGUUAAGGCACUGGAGACUUUGACUGGUCAGUUUUCCUCUGAAGAGGAAACAAGCUCAAAAAGUGCGGACACUGGGCUUUUAUUCGCUGUGCCUGGGCUUCAUUCCAAAGAGUCUGCAUCAGAAAAUGUUGACACUGGAUUAAUUACAAUGGAUUCCAAAGCUGGCAAAGCAUUAAGUCCUAAAACUGAAACAACUAAGUCACUCGUGGCUGCAGCCAUUCCAGCAGCUGAAUUCAAGUUCACUGCUGCUGCCAUACGGGACACACAUGGAUCACCACAACAUGAAACCCGCGUCGCCGACCCUCAUGCAAAGUCUUCUCAGGCAGCAGCCGCAGUCGAAGACACAAGAGUGAUUCCUACAAGACCUAUAACUCCUUUCAGUGCCACAAGAGGAUCUCGUGAGUUUAUAGAGGAGGGAAGCAAACAUUUGCCUUUGUCCGUACCUUCUCAUCAAGAUCUGGAUACUCUUAAUGUGUUAAAGGAGCAGAGUGAAGUCACCACGAGUCAAAGUAGGUUAUUUGAAGAAUCCCAACAGGCCCAGGAGCCAUCUGAGGUGCCAAAGAGCUCGGCUGGAUAUGAGGAAGAUGAGCAGGAGCGGCUGAGGUGGAGUCGACUUUAUACCCAGAUCUCUCAGAAACUGACCACUUUGAAAAAGGUUAAGGAGGAACAUCAGAUCGGCUCAGGGGAUGGAGGGAGCCAUGAUGAGAGGGAGCUGGCAUCAACCGGGUCUGCUUCUGCUGUUCUCCAGCAGACACACGAGUCCAUCACCAAGCUGAAACAAAUAGUGAGCCUUCCAGGUGAAAAUAAGGAGUUGUACGAAGCUGCACGAAAGGUCCUCCUCUGUCUGGACGCUUUGACUGACCUUGUGUUAACUUCUGGUGAAGAUGAUCCCCAGCUGAGGCUGCUGCAGCAGGAGUGUGUGUCAACUGAGCUGGUGACUCUGGCUGAGCUGUUGAGCAAAGUGGAGUCUGAGACCAAACCUGCACUUUCGGGGGAAAAACCAGAAGCUCUCCGCUGUUUGAGCUCCCUGCAGGAGUGUCUACAAACCGUACACCCGGUCCUCACCUCAUCCCACAGUCAGCUCAGUGAACAUCUGGGCAACACACACCAACAUCAGGAGCUCUCCUCCAGUCAACUAGGUAUUCUGGACGAGUUUGAACCUGAACAUAGUGAGAUAUUCCCCAGCAUAAAGGAUGCUCCCAGAUUGGAGCAGUGUGUGCUGGGCCGACAUCUGAGGGAGAGUCCAAGGGAAAAAGCCAAGCUGCAGCAGGCUUCCCGGUCCUUGCUUCAGGGGAUAACUGGCCUCCUGGAACUGGGUGAAGAAUGCUUAACAAAGGGGCAGAAGAGCCAGGUUCACAACCGCAGCCAACUUCAAGCCGUCCUCUGCAGACGCGAGAAGCUCCUGCGGGUCCUCAGGUCUCAGCUGGCUUUCGUACAGCAUCUGUUCCAACGUGAGCCAGAAGCACUCAAGUGUCAGGAGGAUGAGCGGGUACAGCUGGAAGUCAGAGCCAAAGCUUUGCAGCAACGGGCUCUGGAACAGGAAGUGGCUUCUCAAAGGAGCAUCCAGGAGUGGACCCAGUGGGAGGAUAAUUGUGGUGGACUCGGCAGGUUGCUGGAUGAUGUUGAAGCUUUCAUCAGCAGCGGGGAACCAGAGGGAGACGAUGAGAAGUUAGCGCAGCACCGACAAGAUGCCUGCCAGCAAACACUGGUCCAGCUGGAUGACAGCAGAGCUGCUUUAGGACUGCUCCUGGAUCAGGGGAAGGAGUUGCAGACAGAGCCAGAGUUUGCUGCCACGGUCAGUCAAGCAGGAGGCGCUCUGGAGCUGCGGUGGCAGAGCGCCUACAGACGGACUAAACGGGAGAGUAAGCGCUGCAGAGAUAUCCAGGACAGACGCACCAGAUUCCAGGCUGACUUUGCCUCUGUCAGUAAAUGGCUGGUCGAUGCCAACAAACACCAGAAGACUUGGUCAGACUUGACUGAAACCUCUGACCUGAGCCAGGAAUGUAUUCACAGCAAUCUGAUCGAGUUGCUGGAUUUCUCCAUUGAGACUGAAGCCAUGUCCGUGCAGAAGGCGGCUGCAUCCAAGGAAGCUGCUCAGCUGCUCCACCUGAGGGAAGCUGACUGUCCCGGGCUGAGAGCUCAGCUCGCCCAGCUGGACGUCAACUGGACCCAGCUGACCUCUGAUCUGUCCAAGACACAAGACCGACUGCAGCAGCGGCUGCUGGCAGCGUGGCCACCGGGGAAGCUGCUGUCCAACCUGGAGGGCUGGCUGAAGACGCUGGAGGCUCGGCUGAGCCAGGAGAAGGAAACAGUCCUCAAGGCCAAAGAUGCUGCUCAGAUCACUGAAGUCUUGCAGCACUACCAGGAGCUGAAGGCAGGCGUGGUCAAUGGGCAGCUCCUUCUUGAUUUCCUGUGCCAGUCUGGUCCUCAGGUAGUGGGUGCAGACAUCCAGGCUCUGCGCUCAGAACGUACGAUGUUUGCAGAGGAGCUUGGCGCCCUCAGACUGCAGUGGCUGCACCUACAGAGAGAGUUGGAGAGCCAGACUCGUGAAGCUGAACAGAUGCAUCACACAUGUGCAGACAGAGAGAAGCGAUUACAGCAUCUUCAUGACUGGAUCGAGCAGCAGAAAGAGCAGCUGGAUCAGUGCAAACAGCCCACCAGUCAAACUCUGGCUCGUAAGGCUCUGCAGGAGUGGGAGGCUGUUGUGGGCAGGGUGAAGGAGGUGGAUGCAGCUUUGCAGGAGUUGAAAGCCACACGAGUGCAUGUUGGACACCCUUGUGAUAUCUCCUUCUCUGGCCGGACAGAGAGUGUUUGUCACGCUUGUGGGAAUCUUAGUCAACAGAUGGACGCUCAGCGACCAGCUCUGCAACAGACUUUGGAACAGUGGAGUUGUUUUGAGAGAGCUCUGAAGGAAGUUUCUCUGCACACCACCAGGGUGCGCUGUGCUCUGCAGCACCAGCCUCUGUUCUCACUGAAGCAGGCAGAGGGACAUUUAGACCUCCUCCAGCAACUCCAGGAGAAGGCUGGAAAAGGGGAGGAGCUUUUGGUGUAUGUGGACAAAUCCUAUCAGAGUCUAGUGAAGACUCUUCAUCCUGGAACGGUGCAGACACUGGAGGAUCUAAUGAGAAGAGAGAGAAAACGGUGGACGGACUUGGUGCAGGAGUUGAAAGAUGAGCACACGAAGACUGGAGAGACACUUUCCCUCUGGCAGGAGUACGCUCGCCUCUCAGAUCAGUGCUCCCUUCACCUGCAGACACUGUGGCAUCAGUGGGAGGAGUUACCAAGAUCAUCUCCUCAGCAGGACGCACAGGCUGUGCUUCACUCAGUGGAGAAGUUGCAGGAUGCUGCAGAGGAUUUGCAAAGCAGUGUGGGAGAUGUGCUUGCAGCUUCCAAGCCUCUUGUUGGACGUCUAGAACCACCGGCUGCAAAUAUAGUCCAAUCCGAGACCAGAAUGCUGUCACGUGACGUCCUGCUGCUGAGUCAGGCAGUGUCAGGAAAAAAGAAGAGUGUUCAGGAGGAUGUGGAGCAACAGAAACUUUUCCACACUCGACUGGAGGCCCUUGAAAAGCAGACACAGGACACACAGCAGAAACUUAAGGCCAGCUUGAGUGACACAGACUCUGUAAAGCAGGUUCUCCUGGAACUCAGUGAAAUGUUUCCAUCACUGGUUGACGUCAGGGAAACAAGUGCUUAUGUGACCAUUAACAACCGUGAGGCAGAGAGACUGCACAUGCUCAGCAGGCAGUGGAUUCAAAGCAUGAUGCGCGCGUCUGACACCAACAGAGCUCUGGAGGCUGAGUGUCAGCGUUCUCAGAACUUUCAGGAGAAGUGUAAAAACCUGAUGUCUAUCCAGAAGAAGCUGGAGGAGGAGUUGAUGUCAAAAAAACCUCAGAGUCUCUCCAGCCUCCAGGAGAUGCUGAGUGUCCAUCAGAGGCUUGAGGCUGACAUUAUUACUGGACACCAGCUUCUGCAGGGUCUUCUCUGUCAGGCAGUCGAGUCCAUGGAAACAGCAACGGGGGAGAAAAGAUCUGAACUCAUGGCACAAGUGAUCUCUCUGAGGGAGAGCUGGUUCAACUCUAUCGCUCUGGCCAGCCAGCGCAGGUCCUUGACAAAAGAACAGCUAGGCCAGUGGAGAGUCUACCAUCGUGGCUCCAAACUGUUGUGGAAGCUGUUGAGGGACGUCGACCCUUUGCUGCCCCCUGCUGGACCUGCUCUGUGCGCACUGCAGCAGCUGCGGAGCUGCCUGGAUGAUAACCAGUGUGUCGAAGAUGCUCUGGGUCAGCACACCGCAGUGUACACCCAGACGCUGGAGGCUGGCAGACAUUUAUGUGAAACCAUGACAGAGUCUGAGUGUCAGAGCAGACUGCAGUCAGAGCUCCAGGCCAUACAGGAGGCCUGGGAACGAAGCGCCCCACUGCUGGAGAGGAGGAGAGACCUGGUCAUGACAACUGUUCAGAAGUGGUCUCAGUGUCAGGAUGGGGUCACCAGAAUCACGUCUGAACUGGAUGAAGUGAAAAACAAGCUGGAGCAGCCGCUGCCUGAGAGACUGCAGGACUCUGAGAGCGAGACACACAUUCAGGAGACAGACCUCUCUCUGCAGCGUGUGGCCAGUGGAUUUAAGGAAUUGGCCACCAUGAAGACGGACCUGUCCCAGUACGUCGCGGCUGGUGACUCGGCUCUGCUGGAGCAGCAGCUGGAACAACUCCACGCGCAAUGGGAAGAGCUGUGUAUGAAGGUAUCCUUGCGCAGGCAGGAAAUCGCAGACCGCCUCAACGCCUGGACCAUCUUCAACGACAAGAACAAAGAGUUUUGCGAUUGGUUGACUCAGAUGGAGAACAAGGUCUGCCACAGCGGAGAUCUGAGCAUCGAGGAGAUGGUGGAGAAACUGAAGAAGGACUGCAUGGAGGAAAUCAACCUAUUCAGCGAGAACAAAAGCCACCUGAAACAGCUGGGUGAGCAGCUGCUGUUAGCCAGCGACGAAGCCAAGCAGACGCAGGUCCACGGCUCGCUGCAGGAGGUCAACCAGCGCUGGCACAACCUCUUCCACGACAUCGAAGCCAGGGUGAAGAAGCUGAAGGAGACUCUGGUGGCUGUGCAGCAGCUGGAUAAAAACAUGAGUAACCUCCGCUCAUGGCUUUCUCGCAUCGAGGCCGAGCUGUCCAGACCCAUCACCUACAGCGUGUGUCACCACCAGGAGAUCCAGAGGAGGCUGGCUGAGCAGCAGGAGCUGCAGAGGGACAUUGAACAGCACACGGAGGGCGUAGCGUCAGUGCUCAGUCUGUGUGAUGUUUUGCUGCGGGACGAAGACGCUGCUGGCGGCACUGAGGCGGAGAGCGACUCCCUGCAGGAAACGAGCCGCAGCCUGGAUCAGCGCUGGAGGGCCAUCUGUGCUAUGGCCCUGGACAGGAGGCUCAGGAUCGAGGAGACUUGGAGACUCUGGUGCAAGUUCCUCGAUGACUACUCGCAGUUCGAAGAUUGGCUCAAGAUGGCCGAGCGCACCGCUGCCAACCCCAACUCCGCAGACGUCCUUUAUACCGUCGCCAAGGAGGAGCUCAAGAAGUUUGAGGGUUUCCAACGGCAGGUUCAUGAGCGGCUCACCCAGCUGGAACUGGUCAAUAACCAGUACCGCCGCCUGGCCAGGGAAAACCGCACUGACCGAGCCAGCCAGCUCAAAGCCAUGGUCCAUGAAGGCAACCGGCGCUGGGACACCCUGCACCGCAGAGUGGCCGCCAUCCUCCGCAGACUCAAGUAUUUCACCAGCCAGAGAGAGGAGUUCGAAGGCACCAGGGAGAGCAUGCUGGUGUGGCUGACUGAGCUGGACCUGCAGCUCACCAAUGUCGAACACUUUUCAGAGAGCGACGUCCAUCACAAGAUCCAGCAGCUCAAUAGCUUCCAGAAGGAGAUCACCCUGAACACAGAGCGCAUUGACGGGCUGAUAGUGUUUGGAGAGGGUCUGAUCCAGAAGAGCUCUCCGCAGGAUGCAGCGCUGAUCGAGGACGAGCUGGAGGAGCUGCACUCCUACUGCCAGGAGGUCUUCGGCAGACUGGUCCGCUUCCACCAGCGCCUCAGCCAGCCCUCGGCGAUUAAAGAAGAGCCAGAGCUCUCUGCCACCGCCUUGUCCUUGGAGUCGAGCUUGGAGCUGAUUGGCCGACCAUGGCUUGGGCGGACCCAAGGAAGCCUCCCAGCUACGCCCAUCCACCUGCUUGCCUCUCCGUUAGAGGGUUCAGGAAGGGAGACACCGGUGAGUGUGGACUCCCUGCCCCUGGAGUGGGACCACACCGGAGACGUGGGAGGGUCAUCGUCACAUGAAGAUGACGAGGAGGAGGAAGACGAACACGAGGAUGACAGAACUUACUUCAGCGCAUUAUCAGAGGUGGAGUUGUCUGAGAGCCAGGAGGAGUUUGUCGAGGCCCCGGAGGCCCUACUAGCCUCCUCACUGGUUUCAAGGGGGUCUUUGGUCGUACACGAUUCUCCUAGAUGGCAAUCACAGGGAGACCCAGAAACACAGUCUCUGCAGCUGGACUCAGAGGGUCACACUCAGGCUCCACCCACCCUCACCAGCACCCCUCUGAAGCAGGGCUAUUUGCGUCUCAUGUCUCAGUGCAGCGGCAGCAUCGAGGACAUUAAAAGAGUCUCACUGAUCCUGGAUGAUGAGGAGCAGCCGGAGGAGCUCGGUCUGACAGGACUGACUGCCUCAGACCAACAGUCAGGUGUGAUUGAACGCUGGGAGCUGCUCCAGGCUCAAUCUAGGAGCGACCAGCACGCCGGCCCUCAGGAGCCCCGACAGCUCACAUCUGACCUUGACGAGAUCACUUCCUGGUUAGGAAACACUAUCCCAGAGCUAGAGCGCCUCCAGCAGUCUGACCCAGCAGCCAGCAUUGAGGACAUGGCAGCCAGAGCCGUAGCAGUAAAGGAGAUGCAGAAGAAGUUCACCCACUAUAAGUCCAUCAUGCUGUCUGCCAACCUGCGAGCACAGGAAGCUCCAGAGCUACAGGAGAGGCUGGCCGGUAUGAACCGAGACUGGAGCCGAGCAUGUACAGGCCUCCAGCAGUGGGACACCAGUCUGAGGAAGACACUGAUGCGCUGCCAGGAGUUUCAUGAAACCCUUCAUUCUCUGCUGCUGUGGCUGGCCCAUGGAGAGAGCAGACUCUAUGCAGUGGACAUCAGUGACCCAGACACACCUGUCCAAGCCCUGCGACAACACCACAGCACACUCACAGAUCUGCAGGAGGAGCUGCAGGGCAGACAAACUCAGCAGGCCUCCCUGCAGGCUCUGUGGUCUCAGCUGCAGCCUGAGGACGAGGCUGAGGAGAGCAUUGAGGCCCAGGAGAAACUACAUGUGACAGGUGGCAAACUGAAGUCGCUGCUGAGGCGGGUGGACCAGGACCUCGGCACCCUGCAACAGCGUCUGGAUUGUGAGUCUGCAUCAGAAGCUCAAGGCCAAAGCGCCUCUGCAGAGCCAAAGAACAGUUCGUCUUCUCAAAGACAGAGGAGGGACUCGUCUCCGCCUCGUUCAUUCUUCUACCGGGUGCUCCGUGCUGCCUUCCCCCUCCAGCUCUUCCUGCUGUUCCUCCUGCUCCUCCCCUGUCUGAUACCCCUGUCAGACAGCGAGCCCGGCUGUGCUGCGACCAACAACUACGCCUGGUCCUUCUACCCCACGUUACACUAUACCAACGGCCCACCACCCACCUGAUGUAUUUGGGAUGUGAAAAAAAGAGACUGACAACACAGUGAGAAACACAGGCCACCUUUAUAACAAACAUGUAAAAUGAUGAAGCAACUGUCUUCUAAAAGAAAAAAAGUCCAAAGUGCAGAAAAUGUAUUUCUGUUUUUAAAGAUUUGAUCUUACAAUAUAUUUAUUUUGAAUCAGCAAGAAAAAACGUAAACAAAAGUGCAGAUGUUGUAGUUUAACAAUGCAGAGAUCUGAACACCGUCCACAAGAGUGUGUUGGAGCUCUUCCUUUGAGGAGGCACAGCAGAUGGGACGUGUUGACACAUGUGGAGGUAAAGCAGCAUACAUACUGUAGCAGUGGCAGGAAGGAGCUAAUGCAGAGGCCUGCGAACAUCUUCCAUGAGGUGGAAACAAAGAUGACAUCACAGUAUUUUCUUUCACUGAACAAGUCGCUGCUCGGCUUCUAUCAGUUCAAAUGUAAAUAAUCGUUUUAUGAACUGUUGACCUUUCAUGUUGUCUGACUCGAACCAGAAAACAAAAAGCAUGCUUGAUCUGUUUUUACGUUGGACUGAAGUUUAUUUUUUACAACAAAAGACACUGGUUAAAUUUGAAUGUAAUCUUUAUAAAGCCAACC